Molecule: messenger RNA, 1842 nt
Organism: Penicillium macrosclerotiorum
Lineage: Eukaryota; Fungi; Ascomycota; Eurotiomycetes; Eurotiales; Aspergillaceae
Exons: 5
Coding region: 1-1842 (613 amino acids)
Cellular component (GO): nucleus
Source: RefSeq, a predicted model, not a curated record
AUGUCUCGAACAGAAUUAAAUGACGGGUUUUCGGGGUUCAAUGUGGAUAGUGAGUCGCUACGAUCCUUCUCAGAAACUCUGCCCGAUGAGUACCAUGAAUGGGUAUCAGAAUCUGGGAGAAACUCCCGAUCGGAUCGGUCCAGCAAUGAGCAAAUCCUGGACGAUUUCCCUAACCCCCCUAGCAAGGCGAAAACCCUCGACGCCAUUGCAGAGGAAAACACCUAUUUAUCCUCGCAGCCCGAUCUACUCACACAGCCUGACGAACAAGCUUAUCCAACCCCAAAACCUUCUAUCAAGAAUAUGCGACGGACCGUCACAACCAACGAGCUUCCUUUGCUCCAGGAGCUCAAUCCUUUCAAUGGCGCAGAGGAGUUCAAUCCUGUCAAUGAAGAGGGCGCCUCCUAUGACCUGAUUGCGCCGUGGGACGGUGUCGACGCGCCACUUCAUAAGCUCGAGCGUCUCUCGGAUGUAAUGUUUGGAACAGAGCAUAUGCUUCAUAUUCUCAAUAACCCGCGAUAUCUCGCGCGAUUUCGAGAGUUCCUCCUGGAAGAGCGGCCCCGUUCUAUUUCCACACUUACAUACUAUCUGAAUGCAGCCAAAGCACUGAAGGCAUUAGAGUAUGCCAAUUCCCUAGUUCGACUCUCAAUUGACAUUCCGCCGCCGGCUGUUCAGAUACUCCAGACCGACACAGAUGCGGUAGGCGUCACCACAAACCAGAUUCUCGAGCAGCGAGUCCAAGAUGGUCUCAAAGCGCUGACAGCGGAAGAGCUACCUGCUUUCAUCACAUCCCGGUGUAUCACUAUCACUAGUAAGAUCGUGGAAGAACGUGUGCGCGGAACAUUGCCGAUGAAGUUCCGAGAUACUUCGAAUGCGUUGGCUGAAGUCUUUUGCUUGACGGAUCCGUCCCGUCCGGACAAUCCAAUCAUCUUUGCAUCGGAAGAAUUCCACCGCACCACCCAGUAUGGGAUGGACUAUGUCCUUGGCCGUAAUUGCCGGUUCCUCCAAGGCCCCCAGACGAACCCUAACAGUGUCCGUCGAAUCAGAGAAGCCUUAAAUGCCGGAAGGCAUCAUUCUGAACUUUUUUUGAACUACCGCCGCGAUGGCUCUCCUUUCAUGAACCUCCUACAAUGUGCCCCUCUCUGCGACAGCAAGGGCAAUGUCAAAUACGUAAUCGGUGCGCAGAUCGAUGUCUCUGGGCUCGCACUGGAUGGGGCCCAGAUGGAAUCAUUGAUCGAGCUCCAAUCUCGCUACCGCGAUCCUGAUGAGGAAAGUAUCGCUGAGAUGCCCGAGCCAGAACACAAGGACGAAUUUCAACAAAUGUGCGAGCUAUUCAGUCCACGUGAACUAUCCACCAUUCAGGACCAUGGCGGUGAUCUCUUUCAGCCUUUGAAUACUCGGGUCCCUUCGCGUACUAAACGCCACUGGCUUCAACGUGGAGGAUCGAUGGAUAGCGAAACAGAGGCUAUUCGUCUGCGUGAUUUGAAAUCGCCUUUAUUGCGUGGUUCCUUAACAGGGGUCUAUGAAAACUACCUCCUCGUCCGACCUUAUCCCUCCCUCCGCAUACUCUUUACUUCUCCUUCGCUCCAAAUCCCUGGCAUGCUACAGUCCUCAUUUCUGUCGCGCAUUGGCAGUACAUCCGCCGUAAAGGAGGAAUUGAUGGCUGCGAUGCAGCACGGCCGCAGCGUGACAGCCCGCAUCAAAUGGGUAACGCGCUUUAACACGGAAGGACGCAAUCGUUGGGUCCACUGCACGCCUCUUUACGCAAGCAACGGCCAGGUUGGUGUCUGGAUGGUGGUAAUUGUGGACGAUGACGACGAAGCAAUCGUUAAUUGGCGGAACUAA